Molecule: messenger RNA, 648 nt
Organism: Zeugodacus cucurbitae (melon fly)
Lineage: Eukaryota; Metazoa; Arthropoda; Insecta; Diptera; Tephritidae
Gene: Atg8a
Product: gamma-aminobutyric acid receptor-associated protein
Exons: 3
Coding region: 188-544 (118 amino acids)
Biological process (GO): autophagy of mitochondrion; macroautophagy; autophagosome assembly
Cellular component (GO): autophagosome membrane; cytosol; autophagosome
Molecular function (GO): GABA receptor binding; ubiquitin protein ligase binding
Source: RefSeq, a predicted model, not a curated record
UUUAGCUUCUAGUCGCUGAUUUCAGUAGAAGACAUUUUGUAUUGAAAACUCAACGAGUAAAGAGCAAAUCAUAAUAUAAACGUAAAUACUCUUGAAGGAGCAAGUUGUGAAAAUCUAGUGAAGUCUGGAAUUUGGAAAAUAUAUUAUAUACUUAAUUGCAGUAAUAUUAACUAACUAAAAUAUAAACAUGAAGUUUCAAUAUAAGGAAGAUCAUGCAUUUGAGAAGCGACGUGCCGAAGGUGACAAAAUACGCAGGAAGUACCCAGACCGUGUACCAGUCAUUGUGGAGAAGGCGCCAAAGGCACGCAUUGGUGAUUUAGAUAAGAAAAAGUAUUUGGUGCCAUCUGAUUUAACAGUUGGUCAAUUCUACUUUUUAAUUCGCAAGCGUAUACAUUUGCGUCCCGAAGAUGCACUCUUCUUUUUCGUCAACAAUGUAAUUCCACCAACAUCGGCCACUAUGGGAUCGCUAUAUCAGGAACAUCACGAAGAGGAUUAUUUCCUGUACAUUGCCUAUUCCGAUGAGAACGUAUAUGGCAAAAAUUAAGUUGCAUUCACAUUUUGGGGGAAGAGGCGCGUAUUGCGGCAAAUGAAAAUUUGUGAUUGAGUUGCUGUAUUACGAAUAUUAAAAUUAAAUAAUACAAAAAAAAA